AUGAUGAUGCUUUUGAUGGUCCUGCUUGGGUUGCUGCCUCGUACUGUGUGCAAACUGCAAUCCAUUCAUUCCAGUACAAAGUCUUAUUCCACCAAGUGCAGUGUAAGUGACCCACUUCCCAUUUUGCAUGAGUUUUACCAGCCAGGAGACCUAGCCAUUGGAGAAAUCACUUCCCAAAUCUUUUAUCUGCGUUUCCCAACUAAUUUCAGAGAAGAACCCUCUCCUGUGUUGAUCAAGGAAGCCAUUAUGAUGCCAAAGAACUACAAGCAUGCCCUAGCCUUGGUGUUUGCUAUAAAGGAAAUCAAUGACAAUCCUUCCAUUUUACCCAACACCACAAUGGGAUUCCGUAUCUAUGACAGCUAUAACAAUCCACAAAUGACUUUUAUGAGCACCUUUAGUCUUCUUUCCACCCAGCAUAGAUUUUUGCCCAACUAUAGAUGUGAUAUCCAAAGCCCUCUGAUAGCCACCAUUGGGGGAUUUUGUUCUGAGACCACUCUGUAUAUGGCCAUUGUCUUAGACACCUACAAGAUCCCACAGCUUGUUUAUGGUUCCCUUGAUUCCAGUAUGAAUAAGAAAAUAUCACUCUCUUCUUUGUAUCGAAUGGUUCCAGAUGAAUUCCAUCAGCGCACUGGGAUUGUCAAGUUACUUUUGCAUUUCAGGUGGACUUGGGUUGGGCUCUUCACUGUAGAUGACAAUGAUGGGGAUAAGUUUUUGCAGACGUUGGGACCCAUGAUUUUUGCAAAUGGCAUCUGUUUUGCCUUUGUGGAAAAAACAUUAAAAUGGACUUUUGCAGAAAGUAUGCUGGAUGUGUUCUCAAAUGAGGUAAAAAUAUUUUCAGCUCUUAUGGGAAGCAAUGCAAAUGUGUUCAUUGUGUAUGGUACACCUCCAUCCCUGCUGAAUAUGAGCUGGAAACUUCACAUGACUAUAUUGGAUUCAUAUAUGGGUAAGGUGUGGAUUCUGACACCACAGUGGGAUUUCAGAUCCAGUACAUUCAAUGGAGAUCGUAACAUGCAACCCUUCCACGGGGCCAUAUCUUUGUCUCUUCAUUCCAGUGAACCCCUAGGAUUCAGGACAUUUCUUCAAAGCAUAAAUCCCUCCUGGGCAAAGGAAGAUGGCUUUGUCAAAGACUUCUGGGAGCAGAGUUUCAACUGUUCAUUCAAAAACGUUAUUGCGCAAGAGGGUGGGGAGACCAAAGAAGGCUGCACUGGAAAAGAGAUACUUGGAAACCUUCCAAGCACUUAUUUUGAAAUGAGCAUGACUGGCCAUACUUACAAUGUUUAUAAUGCUGCCCUUACCAUUGCAUAUGCUCUGCACAAUAUGCAUGAAUCUAGAUCCAAACACAGAUCAUGGCCUGCUGGCAAGAUCCCGGAUUUGUGGAAUUUACAGCCAUGGCAGUUCCAUCCUUUUCUAAAGAGUAUUUCAUUUAAUAACAGUGCUGAAGAAACAGUGCACUUUGAUGAGAAUGGAGAAUUAAUAACUGGCUUUGACAUUACAAACUGGGUGUCUUUCCCUAACAAAUCUUCUGCUAGAGUCAGAGUUGGAAGGCUGGACCCUCAGGCUACUCCAGGCAAAGAAUUAUCAAUUCAGGAUGCCCAUAUUGUGUGGCAGAAAACAUUUAACCAGGUGACGCCUAUUUCUCUGUGCAAUGACCACUGCCAACCUGGUUACCACAAGAAGCCAAAGGAAGGAGAACCAUUUUGUUGUUAUGAUUGUGCUCCAUGUCCAGAAGGGAAGAUUUCAAACCAGAAAGAUGAGGAUGUUUGUGUCAAUUGUCCAGAAGAUCAAUAUUCAAAUCUAGAUCAAGACCAAUGCAUUCCCAAGGUUAUAAGUUACCUUUCAUAUGACGAACCUCUGGGGAUCACUUUAGCUUCAUCUGCUGUUGUUUUUGCUCUGAUCACAGCAUUUGUGUCUGGACUCUUUCUAAAGCACCAGGACACUCCCAUAAUCAAAGCUAACAACAGAAACCUCACCUACAUCCUUCUCAUCUCCCUGCUACUUUGCUUUCUCUGCCCCUUGCUAUUUAUUGGUGAGCCAAAAAUGAUGACCUGUCUUACCCGGCAGACAGCAUUUGGCAUCAUCUUCUCCAUUGCUCUCUCAUCUCUUUUGGCUAAAACAGUCACUGUGGUUAUGGCAUUCACAAUUACUAAACCAGGAUCCUGGAUGAUAAAGUGGAUGGGAAAAAGACUGGCAAUCUUCACUGUCCUUUUCUUCUCUCUUAUUCAAGCAGGAUUUUGCACAGUUUGGCUAAGCAUUUCCCCUCCAUUCCCACAUAUGGAUAUGCAUUCAUUGAAAGGGAAAAUCAUAAUGGCUUGUGAUGAACAAGCCACUUUUUUGUUUGGCUGUGUGCUGGGUUAUUUAGGUGUUUUGGCCAUUAUUAGUUUCACUGCUGCUUUUUUUGCUAGGAAGUUACCUGCUAGUUUUAAUGAAUCCAAAUUCAUUGCUUUCAGCAUGUUGGUCUUUUGCAGUGUUUGGCUGUCGUUUGUGCCAACCUACUUGAGCACAAGAGGGAAAUACAUGGUAGCCAUGGAGAUCUUCUCCAUCUUAUCAUCCGGUGCUGGAUUACUUGGUGGCAUCUGUUUCCCUAAGUGCUAUAUUCUUGUGCUAAGGCCCCAGCUUAAUAAAAGGGAAAGGAUAGUAAAAAAAUAA
Candoia aspera is the source of this 2646-nucleotide messenger RNA. RefSeq names its product vomeronasal type-2 receptor 26-like. NCBI's taxonomy places the organism in Eukaryota, Metazoa, Chordata, Lepidosauria, Squamata, Candoiidae. Gene Ontology annotation, biological process: G protein-coupled receptor signaling pathway. Gene Ontology annotation, molecular function: G protein-coupled receptor activity. The coding region runs from base 1 to 2646 and encodes 881 amino acids. Gene Ontology annotation, cellular component: plasma membrane. The record is from RefSeq and is a predicted model, not a curated record. The transcript has 6 exons.